AUGACAACACGUACACUACGGAAGCGGGCGGCCGCAAGCACCACGGACAAAUCAUUGCCCAAACGACAGAAGACCAAGGUUGCUGGCCCGCCCAACGACGAAGCAGAGGAGUUGCCACACAAUCUGGGCCCUGUCCGUCCAUCCCGAAGGAACCACCAAGCGGAUGCCACGUCAACAAAGGUCGCGGAUGGGAUAGUUGGACACGUCAAACUUGAGAAUGGCUCCCCCGAGGCCAAACCACUGGUUGGCCUUAUGGUCAAGCCGCCAUCCACAGAUGGAGAAGUGGUGACUCGAAGAUCAUUGCGACCGAGGCGAUCCGCUGCUAAGCCGUCGUAUCUCGAGUCGGAUGAUGAGCUUGAGACGAAAAAACCCGCCAAAAGAUCAAGCAGACAAUCAGCCGUGAAGAGUGAGGUGAAAGAUGAAUAUGAGGAUGCCGAGGUGGUGCCAGAGAUUCCAGCUCGAAAACCUGUCAAAAAGACCAAGAAUAAUCCUUAUGGACUCACACCUGGCAUCACCCCCUUUCCCGAAUGGACGGCCCCUUCAGCAGCAGAGUGCGAAGAAGUCUAUCGCAGACUUUCUUCCAUCCAUGGUGAAGCAAAGGCCCCUGACAAGAUACCGGCACCGUCGUUGGAGGUGUCAGGAUGUGGAGAGGUUCCUUCGGUUCUCGAUGCUCUGAUCCGGACUCGUCUCAGCGCAAACACCUCCAACCGAAACUCGAGUGCUGCUUUCAGAGGGCUAGUGAGCACUUUUGGUACUGUCGACGAAGGAAUUGGUAAAGGAAGCGUUGACUGGAAUAAGGUCAGAACAGCUCCCUUGACAACCAUUGUCGAAGCGAUCAAAACAGGUGGUUUGGCGCAGGUCAAGGGAAAAGACAUCAAAGCAAUAUUGGAGUUGGUUCAUGAGGAGAAUGUGAAGCGACGAGAUGCUUUCAUUCAGGAGAAGAAGUCAGGCAAGGUAUCUGGGAUUGUCAAGGCUGAUGGCAAGACCCAAGGUCAGAAGGACCUAGAGAUCUUGAAGACGGAACAGGACAUCCUCUCACUGGACCACAUUCACGGGAUGCAUCCCGACGAAGCGAUGCAGACAUUGACCAAGUUUCCCGGCAUCGGCGUCAAGACAGCAUCAUGCGUCAUCCUGUUCUGUCUCCAGCAGCCCAGCUUUGCCGUCGACACACACGUCCACCGGCUUGCUGGGUGGCUGAAGUGGAUGCCGCCCAAAGCUACACGGGACCAGACGUUUAGCCAUCUGGAAGUGCGAAUACCGAAUCAUCUUAAGUACGGGCUGCAUAAGCUCUUUGUUCAGCAUGGGCGAAGCUGCAUACGAUGCAGAGCUAACACAAGUGAGGGGAGUGAGGAGUGGAACAAUGAAGAGUGCCCCCUGGAAGGACUCGUCGAGAGAGCGGGGAAGAGACAACACGCAGCGGCAAAGAAGAAACAGAUCAAGGAUGAGGAUAGCGACUGA
Fusarium falciforme is the source of this 1458-nucleotide messenger RNA. RefSeq names its product ENDO3c domain-containing protein. Gene Ontology annotation, molecular function: catalytic activity. The coding region runs from base 1 to 1458 and encodes 485 amino acids. Gene Ontology annotation, biological process: base-excision repair. The transcript has a single exon. NCBI's taxonomy places the organism in Eukaryota, Fungi, Ascomycota, Sordariomycetes, Hypocreales, Nectriaceae. The record is from RefSeq and is a predicted model, not a curated record.